UGAUAAAAUAAUUAUGUCAAACAGUGAACAAUAUGGGGAAAAAGCUACAGUUCGAGAAUGGAAAAGAGCAAUCCCCCAAGCCGGAUAUAUUAAGUUGGGGGCGCUUCGCUAUGGAAUUCGAAUAUCAAAUCUCAACCUCUCGGAUUAUUCAUCAUCAAAUAAACCGCAAAUGCUAUCAUCAUCUACUCAACGAUCAUUAAUUAUGUCACCAUCAACGGAAACUAUUAGUGCCAAAGCGAUUUGCAAUGAUGGAUGUUGUUGCUGUCUCAGCUCAAAAAGUUCACAAACUAAACUUUCAUUGUCUCAAUCAGCUAAGAAUAGAACAUCGUCUCCCUCAUCAACAUCUUCACAGCAACCGACGAACAUCGUCAAUAAAAAUUCAGUAUCAUCGUCAAGCUUUAAACGAGAAGCAUCGCCGACUGUCUGCUGUUAUAAUACUAACGGUCGAUCUCAAACAUUUCGGAAAAGUGAUAAAAAGGAAGGAAAUUUCGAUACGUUUAUAAGUACCAGACAUGAAGAGAAAAUUGUAGCAUCCAAUGUACCAAACCAGAGUUCAAAUUUAGUAAAUCUUUACCAAAAAAGAUCACACAAUCAGCAAAUAUCAUUAGUCACGAAUCGUGUCCCAAUAGAAAAUUAUGAAAAUGUCAAUACGAAGACAUUCAGUUAUUUGAAAGAUAAAAUCAAAAAGCUUGAAAAUUCUCCUAAUAAUAUUCAUGAAAAUAUUAUAAAUAGAUCAACAACAUCAAUAACAAUAAGAGCCGAAGAGACGACAGUAGACGUUGAUCCAGUCAUAAGUGUUAGUGAGAAUGAUCAGAGAAUAUAUGAUGAUAAAAAUAGUCGUUUCGGCAGUACACGGCUCAUAAAUCGCGAUGAAAGCCAAUCAAAAAAGCAAUGCAAUUUAGGAGUUCAGAGUGAUGGUAACAAUAAUCAAGUGAAUGAAUCGAGGAUACGCAGUGAAAAUAGUGUUAAUAAAGUUGAAGAGAAUCUAAAGAGUUCCUUAAUUACUCGACAGCUGCGUGAUAUAAAUACACAUUGUCAUCUUGGUGUUAAUGGUGAUGAUAUCAAAGUUACUAAAGUUGUAAUAAAACAUCUCACUUCCGAUGUGAGAAAGAAUCCACCAAUUGAAGAUUCGCACAUGAAAAACAGUUUGGAUGAUAAUGAUUUUAGUUAUAUUGAUUCAUCAUCGCGGUCGGUUUCGCGUUCCUCUAGUACGUCUUUCGCAAGUGACGAUCUUGAUGAGAAAAUAAAUCAGAGAAAAAAUAGAAUAUCGAAAAUCGGUAAAUUUAAUAAUAAUAAUUAUAGCAAAGAGUGUUUUAAUACUAAAAGUUCUGCUAAUCAUAAUAAGAAAUUGGAAAAUUACCUAAGUGUCAAUGAUUGGGACACAGCAUGUCACCGUUUGAAGGAGAAUUUAGAGAAAUCCAACAUAAAACAGCAUUUUCAAGUUUCAGAAAAUAGCUUUUCUUCUUUGAAUAUCAAUCAAUCAUCGGUUCCAGAGCAAUCGCCAACUAUGGAUAAAACAAGUCGAAAUAAUACAUUAAAGAGAUUUGGAUUUGGAAGAAAAUCAUCACCAACUACUUCAAGUUCACCUGAUAGAAAAGUUACUAGCAGUAAAACGGAGCGACUGAAAGAAUUGACUGAGAAACUGAAAGGUCAUAAAACUGGGUCGUUUAAAUUGAAUUCUUCAAGAUCAGUAUCUCCACCAGUACCACCGCCACUUCCAUCUCCACCGAUUCCACCUCCAAGGAAACUUAAAAGAAAUAGCCAAGAUAAUAGUGCAGCAUCGUCUCUCGAUAAUUUACUUAGUGGAGGCUCGUCUCCAAGUGAUGCCUCUACCGCCAACAAUCAAAACUUACAUCAGAUUGGAAAAUCAAAAUCUGUAGAACCUUCAAGUAUUUUCAGUCGUCAGCUUAAAAGUAUUCAAGAACGCUUUCUGCGACCAAAUAUAAGCGCAUCCAAUUUAGAAGCACUCAACAGUCAUAAAGAAUAUUUAAAGGAAGAUAAAAAAAUCAAUUCAGAAUCGUUGAAAGAUGAUUUCUUUACAAAACUCUCACGACCAGAGUCACGUACAAUUGUUGGUUCGUACACACAAAAAAGUAUUCCAUUUCGUAGUGCUUCAUUUUCACAAGCUGAUGUGGUGUCUGGAAAAUAUAUUAAAUCUGACAUCGCAUCAUUGAGAGCGUCAAUAGCUCACAGCAAAAGUAAAAAUUCAGAUCGAAGUCCUAGUCCGAAAAAGAAACCGUUAAAUGAAAAUAAGAACAAAAAGUAUACCUUGACAGAUGAUGCUAACAUUACAAACGAGUCAGAAGAGAAUUUAAGGGUCGAUACAUCAAAUAGAAAUUCAGAAAUUGACACAAUCACUGAAGAUCCAAUGGCGGAAAUACUCGCUGAAGAACAAAUUAAAAAUAAAGUUGGAGAAAUUAAUGUUGUUCAAGCAAAUGAAAUGGUUCUUGAAACAUUAAUUGAAGAAGAAUCACCUGCUAUGCAUGUACUACCAAAGAUACAAACAAGUGAGCUACAACAAGCAAUGACAUGUAUUAUUCCAAUUCCCGUUUUUGAAUGUGUUGAGAAAGAGUGGAGUCUAUUGCCUGAACAUGGUGGAGAAGAAUUCUGCCAUCCCAUCUCUGAAGACGUUUUGCCUCAAGCAAAAGUUAUUGAAAAUUUCAUUGAAGUUCGAUUGAACAAAGAACUUGAAGGUGAAAGUUUAGAUAAACAUGAUCAGAAUUCAUUUAAUUAUAUGAAAGAAAGCGAUCUCUUGCCUCGUCUUGAUUUAAAUGAAAAUGUUAUUCAAGAUGAGAAUAAUAAAGUUAAGCUUUCUAUUUCCCCAACAAUACCCGAGGUGGAAAUAAACAGUGUUGCACUUCAGCUAGAUGAAAUCACUGAAAAAUUGAAAGAAAUUAUUCCACCGCAAAGCGAAGUUUGCAAUGUUGUUAAAACUCAAAUCCCGCAAGAUAAGAGUGAGUUUAUAGCACAAAAGAGUAUUGACAGUUCUGAAGAAAUACAGAUAUCACCAGAAAUUCAAGAAGUGUUGGAAACUGUCGCUGAAACAUUAAAUGAAGAACACAAAUUCCUUAAAAAUGUUCUAGGUAAUAAUAACAUUAACAUUGUAUCGCUAAUCUGUCCAGAACAAGAACAAUUAACAUCGAAUGAAAAAGAAGCGAUGAGUGAAACCAAAUUUGACUCACUUAAAGCCACUGAUUCUUCGCCCGAGCCAGGAAGUUUCGAUAAAAGUGACAGUGAAUUCACUGAAACUGUCAGGAAACGUCACAGUAAUGAUACAAAUUCGGGAAGUGAGAAAUCUUCACCAAAUAUUUCGUCACCGAACAUCAACAAUGACGAUAAACGUAAGAUUGAUAAAUCACGACGUCGAAAAGGAAUUUACAUUCAAUGGCCUGCUAUUGAAGGAUCACAAGAUGUUGAAUCGUUUGAUAGUUCAACCGUAGAAGACAUUGCUGAAAAUGAGAGACAAGAUACAAAUAAAUCGAGCAGUGCACCAUUAAAAUCAAAUGAAAAGAAAUUAAGUCGAAGUCACAAUCUUGACUUUUGCUUUUCGGAGCCGAUAAUGCCUCGACAAUCUGAGUCAUUAUGUUCGUUAGAACCUUACACACCUGACUCGGAUUAUAACAGUAAUAAACCUUUGCAAUGGCCACAAGGUCACCGACGACAGAGUUUAACUUACCAAAGCUCUGAUGAGCGUGAUGAUCCAAGUUCAGCAAGCCUCCAUCCAAUAAAAUGUUUUCGUAAUAUCUUCAUUCGUUCUGAUUCAAUAUCUGACAAUGAAAGUGAUAGGGGAUCAUCAAGAGAUCGUGGAACUUCUUCUCCAGCUUCUGCAAAUGAACAAGACUUGAAACGAUAUUCAAAACGUCCUUUACGUGGACCUUACGGCCAAAUGUUAGAAGCAGAGAUGAAAAAACCAACGAAAGUUCAUUACGAUGGAAUUUUGGAAGAGCUUUCUCGAAAUGACAGCAUGAAGAAGUCAAAUUGUUCCCUUGAUUCGAUAACUUCUCGUAGUAGUGGAUUCUUCAAUCGCGUAUCAAAAUCAAGAAAAAAUGCAGGUGGAUCUCUUCCCGUUCCUAUGCAUCAAAGAACAGCGUCAAGUCCAGUUCCACUUAUCGAAACGACAUCUCCCGAUGCUUUACCAAUGAUCAAUCACAAGCGAUAUCCGAGCAGCGUCGAUCAACGUGUUACUGAUACGUCAGACCGACUUUCAUUUAAAAAUGAUAACAAAAAGUUUUCUUUUGACAGCAGUCUCUUGUCAGUUGAGAAAUUGUCGCCAAAGAGAACUUCAUCUGACACCACAAGUGAAAAACACUCAAAGAAGAGUUUUAACAAUGAUAAGCUUAAAGCAAAAAAAAAUUUGGACGAAAUUCGAAUACCAACAACACCUUUGGAUAAAGCAUUAAUCUUAAACACGCCUGAGACUCCUAAAAGCGUCGCAGCUACACCAGAACUUUUAGCAGAACUUUUGAAAGGGUCAAGUGAAAAAUUGCUCAACGAACAGAAUCAUAGCAAAAAACAUCAAAGCAGAAAUAACAUCAGCAGUAGUGGAAUGUCACUUCCAACCGCAGUAUUAAACAGUCUCAACAGUUUGGAUACACGGACACAUGUUGUUGUUGAGUUAUUCAACACUGAAAAAAACUAUGUUGAGUCAUUACAAACCAUUGUGACUAAAUAUCUGAAUCCAUUAAAAUUGCCUGAAAACUCAGCAAUUGUAGAUCUUCAAACAGUAGAUGAAAUCUUUUUUAUGGUCCCUUCGAUUCUCAAUAUCCACGAGAAAUUUCUAGAAGAAUUGAAGAAACGAUUGGACUCAUGGGAUGCAUUACAACGUGUUGGUGAUGCUUAUUGCGAUGUUUUUACGAAACCGAUAGUAUUAGAAACGUAUACGUCGUUUGUAAAUAAUUGGAAUAAAGCAGAAGAUGCUAUUCGAACGACCAAAACGGCGAGGCCAGCGUUUGCCAAAUUUCUUGAAACAACGGCUCGUGAACACAAAGGAAAACUGUCCUUGGACAAUUUGCUGAUAAAAAUCAUUCAAAAAUUCCCCAAUUACGAAUUAAUGUUCCAAAGACUGACAAAGCAUACAGAACCUGAUCAUCCCGACUACACGGGAUGCUCGGAAGCUCUUAAACUUGUCCACGAUAUCCUCGUACAUCUGAAUUGUAAGAAGCGUGAAGCAACUGCAAAUGGUCAGCGAGAAGCAACACUUCGUGAACUUGAAAAUGUGAUUGAAGGAAUCAGUGAUUUAGUUUCAACCGAUAGAACAUUCUUGUCAUUUGAAAUAAUUUCAAUGCCUUCGGGUCAAGCUGGAAGGAAGGAAAGAGGCUUGUUUCUCUUUAGUGACUUAUUAGUUCUCACUGGAAUAAAGAAGCGAAGUGGAACGAUAAGAAAACCAAACAGCAUAUCGGGAAGCUUUGCCUUAACACUAGACACAAACAAGUACAAAUUUCUUACGAGACUUCAACUCGAUGAUAUCGAGAUUGUAAAAUCGAGAGAUGAAAAUGUUCGACGAAUUAUGAAGGAAAUCGAGCAUUUAACAGAAGACAGCAACAAACUUCAACAGAUUUUCGAUCUCACAACAAGUCUUCGAUGUCCACAUCAAACACUUGAAGAAUCGAUUCGUGAUUUACAAGCGAAUGUUCAACGUCAACUCGCUGAAAGACAAGCAAAUGACUCGCCAAUAAAUAUUUUGGAAUUGUCAUUCAAUGGAGGAACACAAAAUCUCACAUUAGUAUUUUCAAAGCCUGAUAAGCGAGCACAAUGGGAAGAAAUAUUCACAGAAGCUAAGCAAAAGCUUGUAGCAUCAGCUGAACUUACAAGUUGCAAUGGAGUUUGUAAUGCGCGAAUACUUUGCGUCACAUCAGUGCCGGGUUACUCAGAAUCUUUAAAUGUCACAAAUAAUCUCAAUUCCAGUAUUAAUUCAUCAAUCGAUGAUAAUCGUUCAUCAACAGUUAGUAUCUCGAAUACAUCAACAAUCAGCAACAAAACUUCGGGUAUCGAAUCAACUCAAAGUGAAACGAACAGCCAGCACGAUUCAGUGAGCUCAAGUGACUCUGAACCUGAUACAACGGUUGAUCGUUCAGUGUCACCAUCAACUGUUUCGAAGAACUGCACUCAAAAUCCAAUUUGUGACGAGACUGAAAGUCAAAUGUGGCUUGGAACUGAAGAUGGUUUUAUUCACGUUUACAAUUGCACCGAUAACAUUCGCAUUAAGAAAAACAAAAUUAAAAUUCAACAUUCGAGUGCUGUUUGUUCAAUUUUGUAUUUAGACAAUCGUGUGUUUGUAGCAUUGGCGAACGGCGAUAUUUGUGUCUAUUCUCGUGAAAGCUCACCGUCAUGGAACAUUCAUUCACCGAUCGUUCUCUCAUUAGGAUCUAUGACUUGUCCCGUAACAAAGCUUCUUAAUGUUUAUGGAAAACUUUGGUGUUCAAUUCAAGGGGUCAUUAAAGUCCUCAACAGUGCUACACUUCAAGUAGAAAACAAUGUUGAAAUAUCGAACGAUUCCAAACCAAUUUCAAACAUGACGUUGCUCAAUAAUUAUGUAUGGAUUUCUAUGCAAAACUCUGCAACAAUUUUAUGCUGUAAUGUUAACAAUUUAAAAAUAAUCUGUGAGGUGAAUUUGGCACCGGCUGUCAAUAAAAUGCUUAGUAAUUGUGAUAAUAUUAUUCAACAACACAAAGCGGCAUGUUUGAGAGUGACAUCAUUAUUAGCGUGUAAAGAUAUCAUUUGGAUAGGCACAAGUGCUGGCGUUUUGUUGACAAUCCUUGUUCAGAAUAUCGGCAAAAGCACGCCGAUUGUGACAGGUAUCACCCAAGGUCAUACUGGCCACGUACGUUUCUUGACAUUAGUAGAAAUCAAUGAUGUUGCAUCAAUUAAGAGAAUUUUAAAGAAUUGUGAAACACCAAAUGAAGACACCAAUUUCGCUUUAAUCAUUUCUGGUGGCGAUGGAUAUGAAGAUUUCCGUACAUCAGGUACAAGUACAAUGAACGAAGUUGCAGGACGUGAAGAUAGCACCAAUCAUUUACUCAUGUGGCAACAAGUCAUGUAAACAACAACUUAAGCAUAAAUAGAUACAUACAUAUAACAACAUAGAUGCGAAGCAAAACCCCAAAUACUUAUUUAAUGUGUUCGAUUAAGAAUGAAUCUUCUUUCCAAGAGAUUUCGAUGAUAGCCAUUUUAGGGUUUGAUAUAAUCAAUUGGAUUGGAUGUUUCAAUUGUUAUGUAUUACGCUGUGUCGUCUCGUGUUGUAAAUUACACAAGUUAUCGAAUGUAACAAGAGAAGUGAAGAUCAUUUUAUACUUGAUUAAAAAUAUUUAAAAGAAUAUAUUUGAAAUAGAUAUCUUAAAAGAUGAAACAUAAUUAAAUUAAUUUAGAUCAAUUUGAUGGCUUUAAUAAGUAAAAGUUAAUGGUAAUUUUUACCUAAGAAAAGAGAUGAUGAAGAAGAGAAAAUUAUUUAUUGUAAUGAUGGAAGGUCACGUUUUUUACAAAAAGUUGUUAAUUAAAAACAGAAUCAAAAGUUUAUUUUAACUGUUAAAUGGCAGGAAUUGUCACCAUAAAUGAUGUUUGAUGUAUGUAUAACUGACUUAACUUAUAUUUAUCUUUAAUUUAAUUUGAUUCUCUAACAAAUGCUGGUCAUAGUAUGAUUUCAUUUAAUGACUUUGUAUUUAAAAAUUUUCUUAUUUUUUCUCACUCUCUCUCCCUCUCCAUCAUUCUGAAAUCAAACUUUUGUCUUUUGUGCAUUUGGAAGAAGCUUUGAAAUACAUUUUCACGACUUUGUUACUUAAAAGCUUAUUCAAAGCUUAAUUUUUUUUCAUUUGUGAUAAUAAAAUUUUGUCAAUGCUUGAUGCAUUUUGAUUUUUCUUGUGAGCAAAGAAGCUCAAAUUACCUACGUCUAUAUAUUUAAUUAUUUUCUCUUGAAAUACUUUUUGUGCCAUUAUAAAAAAAAAUAAACUUUUUAAAAGCUCCGUAAAGCUUACAUAACUAUCUACUUUUGUUGACAAAAAAUUCCACUUUUUUAAUUUUGGGAAAUGUAAGGAAAUAUUUAAAUGUUCUUUAAAUUCCGUAUCUAAAAAUUUAUCUAUCGAUAAGUAAAUAUUCAUUCUUUGGUAAUCUGUACAAUUUCAUUAAAACAAGGAAAAUAAAAUGAUGAAAAAAAUUGAACCGA
Clunio marinus is the source of this 8155-nucleotide messenger RNA. NCBI's taxonomy places the organism in Eukaryota, Metazoa, Arthropoda, Insecta, Diptera, Chironomidae. The record is from the annotation of a GenBank genome assembly.